AUGGCUCGUGGGUGGACCGUCGGAGGAUUCAUGUCAGCCUAUUAUCAGGCUCAACCCGGAGGGCUCUCUCGGGCCCGGAGGAUUUUAGACUGCUCAGGACGGCAUCGGGAACUCUGCCCUUCCCUCCAAGGGAAUUGGAGGGUUGAUUGGCUCGCGAUAACGACAGGCCAGGGAGGCCCCUCGUCCUCUCCUCCUUUCCAGGGCCACAUCUCUCUCAAGCUCUUCCAAGGCGCCAUCCUUCGGGGUAAUGACGAAGUAUCUGCAGCGUACGCAGAAUGCCACCUCUCGCCGAAAUCCCCCCUCCCGAUUCCGAGAAGAGGGGCGAAAUUCUAA
This is a messenger RNA of Histoplasma capsulatum G186AR, 333 nucleotides long. RefSeq lists its product as uncharacterized. The coding region runs from base 1 to 333 and encodes 110 amino acids. Lineage: Eukaryota; Fungi; Ascomycota; Eurotiomycetes; Onygenales; Ajellomycetaceae. The transcript is spliced from 2 exons. The record is from RefSeq and is a predicted model, not a curated record.